AUGUCUUUCAAAUAUUUUCAGCCAGAGGCAGAGAUAAGCAGCUACAACCUGCCCAACAUGCCGGACAGUGACGACAGCGGAGAAGAAACUAGCCAAGAGGAGCCGCUAAUCGCAAGCUGGAGUGAGCUGCCCAUCAUAGAGCGCGUCGGCCUCAAUAGUGUAGAGAUGUCAGAGAAGGAUUUGGAGACGGCUUUCUCUCAGAUCGCCUUGUCUCUCCGCUGUGAUCAGUACACCCUGAAGCAGAGGCUGCAGGCGGAGGAGCACGCCCGUAACCUGGCUGAGGAGAACAUCCAGCUAGAGCUGAGCAGAGGCAGGGAGACCCUGGAGAUACUGAAGAGCCUGUGUUUGGACAACAAGCGCAGCGAGAUCCUGCAGAAGCUGCAGCUGUCCCUGGACAUCCUCGGAGGCACCGUGGAACGGAUCUCUAACACAGCAGAGGUGCUCGGUGCCGUGCAUCAGGAGGCUCGAGUGAAUAGAGCAGUGGAACUCAUGGUGGCUCACGUGGAGCGCCUGAGGAGGCGAUAUGACAGAAAUCUAGCUGAGCUGGAAGAAGCCAGGAGGACGAUGAUGCAGCAGCAGCAGAGCUCC
Molecule: messenger RNA, 588 nt
Organism: Neolamprologus brichardi
Lineage: Eukaryota; Metazoa; Chordata; Actinopteri; Cichliformes; Cichlidae
Gene: irag3a
Product: inositol 1,4,5-triphosphate receptor associated 3a
Source: RefSeq, a predicted model, not a curated record